UGCCAUGAAGUAAGAAACCGCUAUAAAUGGAGGAUGGAGGAUGGAGAAUGGAGAAUGCAGAAAGAGAAGGAGAAGUGUGUGCAUGCAUUCAAACAAUUAACAGGUAGCAGCGAAAAUGGAGGAUGGAGCUGAAGAACAGCUUUUUCAUGAAGAGAGCUGUCAGGUAGAGAUGACGGUGGAGGAGGUGAUAGAAAGGCACGUGGGCUCGCUGGGAUUAUCCCAGCUCGUGCAGGUGGUGCUGGUGUCGUUGGCCUGGAUGUUUGAUUCACAGAACACUUUGGUAACCAUAUUCACAGACGCACAGCCAUCUGAAUGGAGAUGCAAAGCAGAAGCAUGUAGCGAUGGUGGUGGUGGUGGUGGUGUUUGUGGGCUUUUGCCGGGCACUUGGGAGUGGGUGGCUGGGCAUGGAAGCACCACUAUUGCCGAGUGGGGUCUCAUCUGUAACCACAAGUUUCUCGCUGCCAUACCCACUUCCUUGUUCUUCCUCGGCUCUCUCCUCGGAUCCGGUGUAUCUGGGCGGUUGGCAGACGCAUACUUGGGAAGGAAGAAGACGGUGGUGAUCUCAUGCAUCCUAACCUCUGCAACUGCAUUCCUCACUUCCCUCUCUCCCAACCUCUGCAUCUAUGCACUCCUCCGCUUCGCUAACGGCUUCGCCAGGUCCGGCAUCGGCAUCUGCUGUCUCGUCCUCUCCACCGAAGUAGUUGGCCACAAAUGGCGUGGCCAAGUCGGCCAAUACGGCUUCUUCUUCUUCACCACUGGCUUCCUCUCCCUUCCCUUGAUCGCCUAUCCCUCAAGAAGCUCUUGGAGAAAUGUAUAUAGAAUCAUCUCCCUCUUCCCUGUCUCUUACUCUCUCCUCAUACUCCCCUUCGUGUCAGAAUCGCCACGGUGGUUGCUUGUCAGGGGGAGAGGCCAAGAGGCAGUUGAUGUGUUGAACAAGUUCGCCAGACUCAAUGGGAAGAAGCUGCCCCAGAAUCUGAGACUUGCGAACCCGGGUGGAGUGGAUGAAGGUGAUGCCAUCAAGAGGAAGAAGAGUCUGUGGAGCACAGGGUGGGCAGCUAAAAGAAUGGUAAUGGUGAUGUUAGCUGGUUUUGGGGUUGGGUUUGUUUACUACGGUGUGCAACUCAAUGUUGAAAACCUUAGCUUCAACCUCUACUUGACUGUUGCCAUCAAUGCAAUCAUGGAGAUUCCUGCUGUUCUCAUCGGCUCCGUGCUCUUGAGUUUCACAAACCGCCGUCUUCUUUUCUCCAGCUCCAUUUGCUUAGCUGGAGUUGCAUGCAUUGUGUGCAUCUUCUUCUCCGAAGCAGGAGGGCGUCGGAGGAGAGAAGAAUCCAGGGGGAGUUGGCCCCAAUUGAGCAUUGAAGCCAUUGGGUUCAUGGCUGCUUCCACAGCAUUUGAUGUGCUAUAUAUCUACUGCGUAGAGCUUUUUCCCACCAAUGUGAGGAACUUUGCAGUGUCAAUGCUGCGACAAUCACUGAUGUUAGGAGCUUCGAUUGCGCCACUGCUGGUUGUUGUUGGGCGGUUGAGUCCGGCUCGAUCAUUUCUUAUAUUUGGAAUUCUUUCCAUGGUUAGUGGACUAUUGGGAAUGUCUCUUCCUGAGACCAAGAAUGCACCUCUCUACGAGACUCUGGAGCAGCAAGAAGAAGAGGAGAAACUCACUUGCCUAGCAUCAGAUGAUUCAGGUUUGGAACUUGGCAAGUAGAUCAUUCAAUAAUCAUACAACCAUAUUGUAAAUUACUGGUCAGACAUAACCGUAAAAAAUAAAAAGAAAUUAGAGAUGUUUGGGGGGGAAGACAAAGGUGGCCGGUUGCCAUCAUCUAGAUGACAGCUUAUCAUAGGAUCCACUCUAUUGUAACGCAAUGAAUGCAAUUAGAUCAUUGCUAUCAUUAUACCAUAGAGAUGAUUUCCAUCACAAA
Messenger RNA from Vitis vinifera (wine grape), 1913 nucleotides. Its product is annotated as organic cation/carnitine transporter 1. Lineage: Eukaryota; Viridiplantae; Streptophyta; Magnoliopsida; Vitales; Vitaceae. Gene Ontology annotation, molecular function: transmembrane transporter activity. The transcript has 2 exons. Gene Ontology annotation, biological process: transmembrane transport. The coding region runs from base 116 to 1699 and encodes 527 amino acids. Gene Ontology annotation, cellular component: membrane. The record is from RefSeq and is a predicted model, not a curated record.